AUGCCCGGCGGCUUGAGUCCCCGCAGCAGCCCUGCGCCGCUGCUGCGCCCCCUCCUCUUGCUGCUCUGCGCUCUGGCGUCCGGCGCUCUUGGACCCGCACCAGGUCAAGCCUCUGAGAGCUGGGUGGCAAUGGACAUCGUGCACCCGGUGCGCGUGGACGCGGGAGGCUCCUUCCUGUCCUAUGAGCUGUGGCCGCGCGCGCUGCGCAAGCGAGACGUGUCUGCACGGCACAACGCGCCUGCCUUCUAUGAGCUGCUGUAUCAUGGGCGAGAGCUGCGCUUCAACCUGACCACCAACUGGCACCUGCUGGCGCCCGGCUUCGUGAGUGAGACGCGGCGGCACGGCGGCCUGGGCCGGUCCCACAUCCAGGCCCGCAACCCGGCCUGCCACCUGCUCGGGGAGGUGCAGGACCCUGAACUCGAGGGCGGCCUGGCGGCCAUCAGUGCUUGUGAUGGCCUGAAAGGUGUGUUCCAGCUCUCCAACGAGGACUACUUCAUUGAGCCUCUGAAUGGAGCCCCAGCCCGGCCUGGCCAGGCCCAGCCCCAUGUGGUAUACAAGCGCCAAGCCACUGAGAGGCAGGCAGAGAGGGGUGCCUCCAGGGCUGCGGGCACCUGUGGGGUGCAAGCGUCCCCAGAGCUGGAGUCUUGGCGGGAGCGCUGGGAGCAGCGGCAGCAGUGGCGGCGGCGGCGGCGGCCAAGGCGUCUGUACCAGCGCUCGGUCAGCAAGGAGAAGUGGGUGGAGACUCUAGUGGUAGCUGACGCCAAAAUGGUGGAGUACCACGGGCAGCCGAAUGUUGAGAACUACGUGCUGACCAUCAUGAAUAUGGUGGCCGGCCUGUUUCACGACCCUAGCAUCGGGAACCCCAUCCACAUCACCAUCGUGCGCCUGGUCCUGCUGGAAGACGAGGAGGAGGACCUAAAGAUCACACACCACGCAGACAACACUCUGACGAGCUUCUGCAAGUGGCAGAAGAGUAUCAACAUGAAGGGAGAUGCCCACCCCCUGCACCACGACACCGCCAUCCUGCUCACCAGGAAAGACCUGUGUGCGGCCAUGAACCGGCCCUGCGAGACCCUGGGCCUGUCCCACGUGGCGGGCAUGUGCCAGCCACACCGCAGCUGCAACAUCAACGAGGACACGGGCCUGCCCCUGGCCUUCACCGUGGCCCAUGAACUCGGGCACAGUUUUGGCAUUCAGCAUGACGGAAGCGGCAAUGACUGUGAGCCUGUUGGGAAACAGCCUUUCAUCAUGUCUCCACAGCUCCUGUACGACGCCGUUCCCCUCACCUGGUCCCGCUGCAGCCGCGAGUACAUCACCAGGUUCCUCGACCGUGGGUGGGGCCUGUGCCUGGAUGACCCCCCCACCAAGGAUGUCAUUGACUUCCCCUUGGUGCCGCCUGGCGUCAUCUAUGAUGUGAGCCAUCAAUGCCGCCUGCAGUACGGGGCCUACUCCGCCUUCUGUGAUGACAUGGACAAUGUCUGCCACACUCUCUGGUGCUCCGUGGGGACCACCUGUCACUCCAAGCUGGAUGCAGCUGUGGAUGGUACCAGGUGUGGGGAGAGCAAGUGGUGUCUCAAUGGGGAGUGUGUUCCUGUGGGCUUCCAGCCCAAGGCUGUGGAUGGCGCCUGGUCCGGCUGGAGCGCCUGGUCCAUGUGCUCGCGGAGCUGUGGCGUGGGAGUGCAGAGCACUGAGCGGCAGUGCACACAGCCUGUGCCCAAAUACAAGGGCAAAUACUGCGUAGGCGAGCGUAAGCGCUUCCGCCUGUGCAACCUGCAGGCCUGUCCACCUGGCCGUCCCUCCUUCCGUCACGUCCAGUGCAGCCACUUUGACACUAUGCUCUACAAGGGCCAGCUGCACACCUGGGUGCCCGUGGUCAAUGACGUGAACCCCUGCGAGCUGCAUUGCCGGCCCUUGAAUGAGUACUUUGCUGAGAAGCUGCGGGACGCCGUGGUCGACGGCACGCCCUGCUACCAGGGCCAGGCCAGCCGUGACCUCUGCAUCAACGGCAUCUGCAAGAAUGUCGGCUGCGACUUCGAGAUUGACUCGGGAGCCGUGGAGGACCGCUGCGGUGUGUGCCACGGCAACGGCUCCACCUGCCACACCGUGAGCGGGACCUUUGAGGAGGCAGAGGGCCUAGGGUAUGUGGAUGUGGGGCUGAUCCCAGCUGGUGCGCGCAAAAUCCACAUCGAGGAGGUGGCUGAGGCUGCCAACUUCCUGGCCCUGCGGAGUGAGGACCCAAAUAAGUACUUCCUCAAUGGCGGCUGGACCAUCCAGUGGAACGGGGAGUACCAGGUGGCGGGCACCACCUUCACAUACGCACGCACAGGCAACUGGGAGAACCUCACGUCCCCAGGCCCCACCGCCGAGCCUGUCUGGAUCCAGCUGCUGUUCCAGGAGAGCAACCCUGGGGUGCGCUAUGAGUACACCAUCCACAGGGAGGCAGAUGGCCACAAUGAGGCCCAGCUGCCCGUGUUCUCCUGGAACUAUGGGCCCUGGACCAAGUGCACAGUCACCUGUGGCACAGGCAUGCAGAGGCAGAGUGUGUACUGCACUGAGUGGCAGGCAGGGCCCGUGGACGAGGGACACUGUGACCCCCUGAACCGGCCCGAUGACCGCCAGAGGAAGUGCAGCGAGGACCCCUGCCCAGCUCGGUGGUGGGCAGGCGAGUGGCAGCCGUGCUCCCGCUCCUGCGGGCCUGGGGGCCUCUCCCGCCGGACAGUGCUCUGCAUCCGCAGUGUGAGGCUGGACGAGCAGAGUGCCCUGGAGCCGCACGCCUGUGAACACAUCCCCCGGCCCCCUGCUGAAACCUCUUGCAACCAUGACAUACUCUGUCCUGCCACCUGGGCUGUGGGGAACUGGUCUCAGUGCUCGGUGACAUGUGGGGUGGGCAUUCACCACCGAAAUGUCCUCUGCACCAAUGACACUGGUGUCCCCUGCGACGAGGCCCAGCGGCCAGCCAGUGAGGCCGCCUGCCCUCUGUCGCCCUGCCCACGGCCCCUGGACAUGCUGGGCCCAGAAGGUUCGGGCAGUGGCACCUCCAGCCGGGAGCUCUUCAAUGAAGUGGACUUCAUCCCCCGCCACGUGGCCUCACGCCCUGUCCCCCCCUCGACACCCGAGCCAGCGAGCAUGGGCAAUGCCAUCGAGGAGAAGGACCUGGAGCCGGGCCCUGCGGGGCCUGUGUUUGUUGAUGACUUCUACUACGACUACAAUUUCAUUAACUUCCAUGAGAACCUGUCCUACAAUCCCCUUGAGGAGCCGGACCCAGACCUGGCAAUCCUGACAGGGGACGGCACACCCCCAUCCCUGAGCAAUCCUGCUGAGCUCCCCAUGAGCACCCCCAUACCUACCACUGAGCCUCCAGGGGCCGAGGAGAAGGGAGGACUGGGAGAUUGGUUCCCUACCCCGUGGCCCAGCCAGGCUGCCCACUCCCUGUCCCCACCUUCGGAUCAGGCCCCAGGGAACCCCUUGGCCAAUUUCUUGUCUGAGGAAGACGUCCCCAUCAGGACCCCAGACCUUGGGCUCCCUAGCUUGCCCAGGCCUCCUGCUUCAGUUGGUGGCACAGGGAUGCCUGUUGUCCCUGGGAGCCAGAAUGAGUUCCUGGGAGGGGAGGACAGCCAGAGCCCGCCACCCCCUCCGUGGGGGGAGAGGACCGAUGAAGUUUCUGAGGGUGAUGAGGCCUUAGGCCACAGAGAAUCCCCUCUGCCCCAAAGACUCCGCCCCACACUGCCCGCCUUGUCCUCCAUCAACACCGUCCGCCCCUCUCCUAGUCCUGACAUGGUGGAGCUGUGGGCAGGAGGGACUGUGUCCCAGGACCCAGCUCUGGAGGGUCGUCUGGGGCCUGUGGACAGUGAGCUGUGGCUGACCACCAUCAGGAUGGCUCCUCUUCUCCCCGCUCCCAUAGGCACUCUGCCAGAGACCUUGGGCAGGGAUGGCCCCCUGGAGCCAGGGACUCCCACCCUUUCAGCCCCAGGACCGGCUCCACGGGAGCUGCAGACGCCGGCAGUGCCGGAGACCGUCCUUCGGACAGCCUUGCCUGGCCUAGAGCAGACGCCCUGGGUGACCACCCUGAGCCCGGGACCCUCAGGCCAGCCUGAGCCCCCCAGCCGUGAGGCGCCCCCGAGUGCCAUGUUGCCGUCCAUGCCAGCUCCGGGCAGUCCUGCCAGCAGCAGCAGAGCCCCUGUGGCCCAGCCCCUGUACCCCCGCCCGGCUGAGGAGGGGCCCCCUGCGGACCUGCCGGCUGCCAAGAAUGCCAGCUGGGAAGUAGGGAACUGGAGCGAGUGCUCUACCACCUGUGGCCUGGGUGCCGUCUGGAGGCCUGUGCGCUGCAGCUCUGGCCAGGAGGAGGACUGCGCCCCCGCUGGCCGGCCCCAGCCUGCCCGCCGCUGCCACCUGCGGCCCUGUGCCACCUGGCACACCGGCAACUGGAGUAAGUGCUCCCGCAACUGUGGUGGAGGUGCCUCAGUGCGGGACGUGCAGUGUGUGGACACCAGGGACCUCCGGCCGCUGCGGCCCUUCCACUGCCAGCCAGGGCCUGCCAAGCCACAUGAUCGACGACCCUGCGGGGCCCAGCCCUGCCUCAGCUGGUACAUCUCUUCCUGGAGGGAGUGCUCCGAGGCCUGUGGGGGUGGCGAGCAGCAGCGUCUGGUGACCUGCCCGGAGCCGGGCCUCUGCGAGGAGGCUCUGAGACCCAACACCACUCGUCCCUGCAACACCCACCCCUGCACGCAGUGGGUGGUGGGGCCCUGGGGCCAGUGCUCAGCCCCCUGUGGUGGUGGUGUCCAGCGACGCCUGGUCAAGUGUGUCAACACCCAGACGGGGCUGCCCGAGGAAGACAGCGACCAGUGUGACCACGAGGCCUGGCCGGAGAGUUCCCGGCCGUGCGGCACCCAGGACUGUGAGCCUGCCGAGCCCGUGCGCUGUGAGCGGGAUCGCCUGUCCUUCGGUUUCUGCGAGACGCUGCGCCUGCUUGGCCGCUGCCAGCUGCCCACCGUCCGUGCCCAGUGCUGCCGCUCCUGCCCCCCGCCCGGCCGCGGUGCCCCCUCCCGUGGCCAUCAGCGGGUCGCCCGCCGCUGA
Molecule: messenger RNA, 5073 nt
Organism: Trichechus manatus latirostris (Florida manatee)
Lineage: Eukaryota; Metazoa; Chordata; Mammalia; Sirenia; Trichechidae
Gene: ADAMTS7
Product: ADAM metallopeptidase with thrombospondin type 1 motif 7
Exons: 24
Coding region: 1-5073 (1690 amino acids)
Biological process (GO): extracellular matrix organization; proteolysis
Cellular component (GO): extracellular matrix
Molecular function (GO): metalloendopeptidase activity
Source: RefSeq, a predicted model, not a curated record